AAAGUAAAAAUGAAAAGGUCUUUUAGACCUUCCCUUCCUCUUCGAAUUUUUUGUUUCCCAAAUGUUUCGUGUUUCACUUAUCCUCGACUUGGUGCUAGGCUCAUUCUUCCACAGCCAAAAUCGACCGAUUGGAAACUGGUAAAUAAAUUGGUUUCCCUGUGSAUUGUAAAACCUCUAGACGACUGAGGACGAGCACGCUAUUGCACGCUAUACAUUCCCUGCAAAAGUAUAUUUAUUUUGCAGCAAGAAUAUCCAUCACUAUUAGCUCAUUCAUCAAGUUAGAACUUCCAAACUUCACUUGCACAUAGUUUACAUUGAAAGGAAUCUUGUCCAGAAGUUCUAACAAGGAAACAAUGAUGGAGGUUUCGUCCACUUUGAACGUUCCUCGUUCUCCUGACACGAGUUUACUACUGACAAAACGGCGGUGCCCUUUUGGWGAGUCUCCACGAGGGAUGAAGGUGUCUGGAUCUAUUAACAGUGACGAUAAUACGACCAAUAGUCGUACUGGUCGUGGUGCCUUGAGUUACGAGAAUAUCGAGAACGGAGGUGAAAGUGCAUUCCAAAUUCUGAUGCAAAGCCAACAGAAUCAACAUCCGGAUGAAUCAAGCUCAAGUCCCAUGACUUCAAGCAAGUGCUGGCUAUGUGAAAAACAUUAUGAGACAAUGCCUUGUGCAUUCUGUGAACGAGCAGUUUGUGAAAUGUGUGUUCGUCAGUGUACAAAGUGUUUUGGAGUCUUUUGCUCUUGUUGUGCAACUGUAAAGUAYGAUAGUCAUGAGGACAGAGCACUUUGUUUAGGAUGUAACAGCGAAGAGCUCAAGAAGAAAAGAGUCAAAGCAGUUCCAUGUCAUCGUGUUUGGAAAGGUUAAGACUGCAUCAAUCUAGAUCAAGCUUUGCAUUAYCACUGAUGCUAUUCUGUAUUUUUGUUUUGUAAAUAAUAAUUUACAUAUGCUGUAAUUAUCCAUUGCAUUAGCCUACAUUAGCCUCCUUGGCAGUAACUGUCUUUGAGUGGUUGGGCUUCCUUUGGCAAGAUGUGGGGAGACUGAGGACUGAGGACAUUUUUUCAUCCCCAUUCCCCCAGUCGUCUUCAGAGACUGAGAGUGUAGGAGGCUAAACCUGUGUGACUUUGUGAUUGGAUACAAGUAGAGUUCAAACACUAAAAAUGUAAAAAAGUACUAACCAAAUGGUGCCGAAUUAAGUAGAUUAGACAAUAGAAAACAAAGGAAUUUGCAGGAUUAAUUAUACUGUAAAAGGUAGCACUUUCAUGGUUUUAGUGUUUGCACUCUGUCUUUCUAUUUUCAAAAAUUAUCCUUUUUCUAUUUAGAAAUUUUUUGUGGUACAUGUACUUUGUGUAAUUAUAUGAGAGAAUUUUGGUGAUUUUAUAGCAGAACAACAUGGAUGCAUUCUUCAUUUCCAUGUGAUUAUAUGCUCUUUCAUAUGCAAAUUGAAGCUAUAGUUUUUGAAAAAUAAAAUAUUGCUUUUUGAUAAAGUGUUGAGUAAAUAAUUCAUCUUUGAGGAAGAAUCCUUUAAUCCAUCAAUCCUGUUACUUCUUGCUGUUCUCCAAGCAGUGUUAAUGUUGAAAGUAAUGUCAAGGUCUUCCACAAUGUAAUGUCAAAAUUUUCCACAGUGUUCUCCGUGCAUACUUAAAUAAGUGGCUAAUUUUGAUUCAUUACAAAAAGUCUUAAAAUAGAAUUGAAUAGCACUCUUGAUGASCAGAGAAGACCAGAAGGAAUUUUAGAAAUGUGAACAUAUAAAAACCCUGAAGUAAUUCGUGUUUCUAAAAUUAAAGUCAAUUAAAUAUUAAAUACCUUUUG
Messenger RNA from Exaiptasia diaphana, 1811 nucleotides. RefSeq lists its product as uncharacterized. Gene Ontology annotation, biological process: extrinsic apoptotic signaling pathway. The coding region runs from base 354 to 866 and encodes 170 amino acids. The record is from RefSeq and is a predicted model, not a curated record. The transcript is spliced from 2 exons. Lineage: Eukaryota; Metazoa; Cnidaria; Anthozoa; Actiniaria; Aiptasiidae. Gene Ontology annotation, molecular function: CD27 receptor binding.